AUUUUUUGGCACGUCACAGCCGCGUCAUCAUGUCUCCGUGUCUGCUUUUAUCACUUUGGAAUUAAUUUGUUCAACAUUAUCAUACCUUAUCGACAACUUUAUAUGUGAACUAUAAAUUUUGGGUGAUUUUUGAUUUAGAGACUUAAGAUGGAAAUUUUAAGUCAAGUGUCUAACACGCAGUUUAUGUUCACUGCUGCGGCUGUGGCUGUUGUAUUAGUAUGCGCAGCCCUCGUAUUCGUAUUCGGGUUCCGCUCAGCAGAACAGCCGCAGUUCGAUAAGCUGCCUCUAGUCUUAGACGACAGAAAAUCGUCCAAUAAGAAGAACAAAAAGAAGGACAAGAAGUCUUCACCCAACCGUACUGUCACUGAUGAUGUGAAGACAAAGUCCGAAGUCUCCAAAAAGUCUCCCACUAAGGAGAAAAAGGAGGAAAAGGUUAAAGAUGUUGAGAAGCCUAAGCCAAAGGAGAGACCAGCUGAGCCGAAACCUCUGAAGAAAGAGGGAGGAGCAGGUGAUGCUAAAAAGACCAAGAAGGGCAAGACUGUUGUAGAGCUUGAGAAGCCUGCUGACUUUGAUGAUGGCGGCUGGCAAGAGGUUCCAAAGAAGAGUGACAAGAAAAAGGAAAAGAAACCGGUAGAGGAAAAGGAAAAGAAGAAGGAAAGCCCUGCUAAGAAGAGUAAGAAAGUGAAGGAUGCUGAUGUGGAAGCUGCUCGCCCCAUAGAGGAGCCUGUGGAGGAGUCCAUCAAGGUAGUCAGUGCUGUGGGCCCCCAAGUCGAUGAAGAUGCAGCCCGUGCUUUACAAGCUCAGAUUGAAGAAGUUCAGAGAGUACUCAAGGAGGCAGAACGUCGUGAGCAAGUUGCCCUUGGCAGCAUUGAGGAUGAAGAAUCCGCUGAUGUUGAGGAGCUGACUGAUGUGAAGGAUCUCAGAAGCAACAAGAAAAAGGAAAAUAAGGAAAAACAGAUUAAGAAGAAAGCUGAGCCUGCUGCGGCUAAGAGUGUGAAGCCAGAACCAGUGGAGAAGGACAACUCUGACUCUGAGAAGCAGGACCAAAACACACCAGUCUUUGAUGAACUUGGUGAUACUUGGACCGACGCUAAGGUGUCGAAAAAGAGCAAAAAGAAGGCUCGCAAAGACCAGUGAGGGAUGAACCAUAGAGACAGGGUCCAGCUGGGCGAUCUGCCCUGUUGCUAGCUCAAUGCCACUCACACCUGAUAAAAUUAUCUACCUGCUCUGCAAACAUACUCAAAGAGGAUAUGCUACUAGUGUUGCCAUUCAUAAAAACUCAGUGCAAUGUCAAAAUUUUACCACUCAGUUCAGGGUUGUAGUUUUACAGGGUGUGAAAGUUGUUUUUAAUUAAGUUUUAUUACCUUAACUUUCUUACACAUUCAGUUAACUUUCGUCCAUGUUUUUAGUUUCAUAUUUUAUUGUACAUUUAGCUCGUUGACUUGUUUUUCAUAAUAAUUUAAUUAUUGUUUUCAAUAAUAGAGCAUAAUAUUUUUUAUGAGUCAUAAUAAUUCAUUAUGUAUUUCGAGAACUUUAAUGUGAAUUUUGGGAAUCUGCAAUAUGUUUUGCGUAUUAUUUAUUUAGUCCUUACGUAAAGAACGAAACAGCGAAAACUGGACUUUUAUUCAUUUCAAAAAAUAGGUAACACAUGCGCGCGCGAUGUUGUCUUUCCGACUAAGUGUGAACCUUAGUCAAACUAUACUUAGUCUUUAUUCUUUGAAAGGUUUUUCUUUCAAGGAAUACAAUACUUAUGCUAAUAAAAAUGACAUAAAUAAGCAUAAUUUCUUUUUAUUAUUUCAAUUGUGAUUACCUUAUUUCAAUCGUGCGCGUAUUUUAUCUAGUUUCCGUAUGCACUAUACCGAUAUAGCCCUAUACUAGCUGUAGAGUUGAAUUUCCAGUAAUAAUACAUUUGAGAUCUUCUGGUGCUUGUAGUAAUAAGUCUUUUUCCUCCUUUCAUUCCAUAUUUGUGCAUUUCAUCCUUACCUAAUACUUAGAACAUUAUAAUUCAGCCGUUGAUAAUAUUCAAAUAGUUUAUUAACAUCAUACUCUUUAGUUGUUGUUAAGUUGUUCAUCAACUUAUUGUUUUGUGUCAAUAAUUGGUGUUGUGAUUUACCCAUGACAAAAUACAUGUGAUGAGACCUGAACUUGGACCAAUACGAGUAAAUAUGAAGUUUUACGUCGUAAUGUCUUAAAUAUUAACUUUAAAUAUUGAAUUGGUUUUACGUUUUGAUUGGAGUAGCGUAAUUCGUAACUUUAAAUCUAUAUUCUGUUGAUAUGCACAUCUAGAUAAACUUGUGGAUAUUUUCCGUCCGGACGCUUUGUGCUUAUUAUGAAGCUUUGCACAAACUACCUGAAUCUUAUAACCUUACAUAUAAUAAUUGAAUUGAUACUACAUAUCCAUGUUGCUAAGAUUAAAGUUAUUAUUAUAUUGUAAAAUACCUACAUGCAGCCUUCAUAAGUUACGAUUGUAACAACUACUGUUUAAUUGCAGAUUCCUAUUUUGUAAUCUUAGUUUUAAGAAUAAUUCUAGUGUAGCGCCGAUAAACAAUCAUCAACUCUAAAAUUUGGAAACGUCUCUGAAUGCAAAUUAUUUAUUAUAAUAUUAAAUAAUAGGUUAAAAUGUGAGAAUGAACAUUGAAUUUAGUUAUUGCUGAUGAUGUUGACAAAAUCUAUGUACACGUAAAUGAUAGACCUAUACAAUACUAUUGUCUGACAUCGGCUGUGAAUUAUAUUUAUUGGCUGACAGCCAAGUUCUUCCAUUGCUAAUGCCGAUGUGUAUUUGAGUGAAAGUACGUAUACCUUCUAAUCUCGCCAAAA
Messenger RNA from Trichoplusia ni (cabbage looper), 2817 nucleotides. RefSeq lists its product as uncharacterized. The transcript is spliced from 5 exons. Bases 148 to 1137 code for a protein of 329 amino acids. NCBI's taxonomy places the organism in Eukaryota, Metazoa, Arthropoda, Insecta, Lepidoptera, Noctuidae. The record is from RefSeq and is a predicted model, not a curated record.